AUGGCGAACAAUCUGAUCCUCGAAAAGCGUAAAAAUGGCGCUUUGCGCGCAAAUCCAAAUGUUUUCUCCUAUCCGAGAUCAUCGGACGUCAACAUCACAACGUGAGUGGAAGAAACCUAUGUAUGAUUUUCCACCUUCUGAACGUGAAUAGAGCCGGUUCAGAUGUAUACUGGGCAAUCACAGCGUUGAUGGGUAAGUCCUCCCUUUCCGAUAUACGUCUCCCGCCUAUUAAGCGAUUUUCAGGAUUCGUCACUCUCAUCUUCCUCGCAUGGAGCUUCACUGUCCCAAGAAGAAACAGAAUUUUCCACUAUAUCACUCUCUGCAUCACUCUAGUCGCUUGUAUCGCGUACUUCACGAUGGUAAGAAUACGUCAACCCCUCAAUGAGAGGUUUCAACUGAUUUCCUUAGGCUUCCAAUCUUGGCUAUGCCGCUAUCGAAGUCGAAUUCAAGCGCGCCCGCCCCAAUGUCGCAGGUCUCUAUCGAGAAGUUUUCUACGUUAGAUACAUCGACUGGUUUGUCACCACACCAGUAAGUGAUCUUCCUUCCCCAGUUCAUAUCUAAUUUUAACCCUCAUCUAGCUCCUUCUAUUGGAUCUACUCCUCACAGCCGGCCUCCCAUGGCCUAUGAUCUGCUAUACGAUUCUCCUCGACGAGAUCAUGAUUAUCACAGGUCUCGUCGGCGCCCUGGUAAUGUCAAGUUACAAGUGGGGUUACUUCGUCUUCGCCAUGGUGGCCUUAUUCCUCGUUGCCUGGAAUGUCAUGUGGGUUGGAAGAAAACACGCUCGUGCCUUGGGCGGCCCAAUCUACAAGACAUAUAACACUUGUGGAUGCUGGACCAUGAUUCUAUGGUUUUUGUACCCCAUCGCUUGGGGAUGUUCAGAAGGUAAAUAUUUUCCGGGAUAUUUUCCACAACACCAAUUCGGGAAAGAUACAAGCUAAUGAUCUUUUCAGGUGGUAACUUUAUCACCCCUGACUCCGAAGCUACCUUCUACGCAGUUCUAGAUGUCUUGUCAAAGGUCGUCUUUGGGUAAGUCGCUGCGUAAGUCCCCUUCCUGCGAUCAAGUCCUAACUUCUGCACAUAGAUUCAUGCUUCUCAAUGGUCACAGAAACAUUGAUCCAGCCACUAUAGGAAUUCGUAAGUAUCUGCUUAUUGAGAAGGGAUUUCGUGAUCAGAACUAACGAAGAUCAGAUAUCCGAGAUUAUGAUGACGAUAUGCCAGUCCGAGAGAAGAACGGGCUCGCCAGUGCAGCUAUCGCACAAAAUACAACACCAGCUAUUGGUACUACCACAGGGGCUACCACUACCGGGGUUCAUACCGGUGGGGUUCACCCUACUGCUGCAGCUGCUCCAACAACGACUACCACGACAACUGGCACUUCGGCCGUCUAG
Hymenoscyphus albidus is the source of this 1388-nucleotide messenger RNA. NCBI's taxonomy places the organism in Eukaryota, Fungi, Ascomycota, Leotiomycetes, Helotiales, Helotiaceae. The record is from the annotation of a GenBank genome assembly.